UCAUGCGUCCAUGACAGUGAUGACGUAUAAUUCAUGCGCCGGAUAUGUUUUUCCAAAGACUUCACUCAACGCUGAUGUGUAACAAGAAGUGAUAUUGCAGCGUCUUUUCUGUGAUUGUUUUUGGCUACAACAAGACAAAGGAAGCGGAGGUGUCUUAUAAGUGUCACAGAAGACACUUUGGAAGCGACCAGAAGUAUCUCUCUGACUGCCAAUGGCGCCCAAAGGUAAAGUUGGCACCAAAGGAAAGAAGCAGAUUUUCGAGGAGAACGAGGCUACCCUAAAGUUCUACACAAGAGUUAUCCUCGGUGCUAAUGCCAUAUAUGCUGUUGUAAACCUUUUGAUCUUCUACAAUUCAUCUUCUUUUUGGACAUGGCUCUUAUUAGCAUUAGUGCUAGCAGUUUAUGUGGGGAGUUACCGCUCCAUGUCCGCCAUGGCCAAACCAGUGUUUGCUGACGAUGGAAGCCUGCUGGACGGAGGAAUAGAUUUAAACAUGGAGCAAGGAAUGGCAGAGCACCUGAAGGAUGUUAUUCUUCUCACAGCCAUCGUCCAAGUGCUCAGCUCCAUCUCUUCUUAUUUUUGGUAUCUCUGGCUGCUGGCCCCAUUUCGCGCGCUUCACCUGCUCUGGGUGAACUUCCUGGGCCCCUGGUUCUCGGCAGAUAGCCCGUCGGCACCGGAGGAGGUGAACGAGAAGAAGCAGAGAAGACAAGAGCGUCGACAGAUGAAGAGAUUCUGACGGUGCAGAGCAGACACAGCAGUAUUUUUAUACACACCAUUCAGUUACUAGGCAAUACGUUAUUGCAAAGAAGACAUUUUGUUAUCGGAUUAACACAAUCAUGAUUGUUUCUUCCAGAAUUCUAUCAAAUUAGGAUUUAAGACAAAUUUGACCUCAGGUAACGGUGUCCCAUUUCACUAAGUGCUGCACUAAGACAUCCAUCCAAUAUUGAUCACACUGAUUGAAAAGUCAUAUUAUGCUGCAUCCUUUUUUAAUUAAACAUAUUGUCAUUAUA
This is a messenger RNA of Entelurus aequoreus (snake pipefish), 1007 nucleotides long. It is a transcript of the gene tmem208, whose product is annotated as transmembrane protein 208. The record is from RefSeq and is a predicted model, not a curated record. Lineage: Eukaryota; Metazoa; Chordata; Actinopteri; Syngnathiformes; Syngnathidae. Gene Ontology annotation, cellular component: intracellular membrane-bounded organelle. Gene Ontology annotation, biological process: vacuolar protein processing. The coding region runs from base 212 to 733 and encodes 173 amino acids. The transcript has 6 exons.